Messenger RNA from Phalaenopsis equestris, 567 nucleotides. RefSeq names its product protein EPIDERMAL PATTERNING FACTOR 1. The record is from RefSeq and is a predicted model, not a curated record. Lineage: Eukaryota; Viridiplantae; Streptophyta; Magnoliopsida; Asparagales; Orchidaceae. The transcript is spliced from 2 exons. Gene Ontology annotation, biological process: guard cell differentiation; stomatal complex development. Bases 60 to 365 code for a protein of 101 amino acids.
UGAGUUUUUCUUCUCCCCGCUUCUCUGUCAUCACAAUAAUCCUCCUUUUUCCAACUGUCAUGCUAGGAAGACACAUUGCCCCAAGACACACCACAGGUCAUGGGAAACAUGUUCAUGGACCUGAACAGCAAGCUGUAAUGGAGCUGCAGAAAGAGCCAUACGAUAAGAAGAUAAUGAGGAUGCUGGAAAGAAGGCCGAGCACGCUAAUGGUGGCGGGCUCGAGCUUGCCCAACUGUUCGCACGCGUGCGGCUCGUGCUCGCCGUGCCGUUUGGUGAUGGUGAGCUUUAUUUGUGAGGAAGAAGCAGAGACUUGUCCCAUGGCGUAUAAGUGCAAGUGCAAUAGCAAGUCCUACCCUGUGCCAUAAUUAAUCAUUGUAAUUAAUUUGUUAGUGAAGAGCUUGUGUGGUUAGUAGUUGGUGACUGAAUAGAUUAGGAACGUUAUAUAAGUCAGGAAAGCUUUUUUUUGGCUAAUUCGUGAGAGAUUAGGGAUCUGACACGUGAAAACGUGUUAGUUGUUGAGCCAAGUUUUGGCUUCUUAAGCCUUCAUCUAAUCUACUGUAGACUGGU